CCACGAGCUCGCAGCCUACGUGAAGAGCCAGUGGACCUUUACACAUAUUUGUUCCUUGCUCUCCAAGUGCCACUCUGUCACCAGACCGCUACAGUAUCCGUCAAUUCGCGUCCGCGAGCAUGCAAGAAAGGCCGAGCAGCACAGUGGUAUACCAAUCACCGCCCCCGUACUCACCACCUCCGUCCUACUCGAGGUCCGAGAUGGUAACAGAGAUGGGGUCCUCAGCGACGUCUUUCUCGGUUUCAUCCCCGGAGGUGUCGAUGCCGGGGCAACCAUGGAGCAGUACUAAUGGUCUCCCGGUACACAUGUCACGGUCCUUAUCACAGACGCAAGCUCCACGAUUAGUUCCCUCACGCACCCAUAUCAGCCGCCACAGCAACAUCAUCAUAGGCAGCUCGGCCAGCCGACUGUCGCUCCCGUCGGUUGCCGAAAUUACGCCCUGGCGGGUAACAACUGUGGCUUCGCGCAGACCCGAUAACAAGAUGGCAAGAUACUGGGCUGCAGCGCUCGCUGUUUUCGGCUUCGCUUCCCUCUGCGCUCUCGCUGUUACGGUGCUCAACAUGGCCGCGCCAGGCCAGAGCGCGCGCGGCGGAGAGAUGGACAAUGCCAGGAAGGAACUUAACCUGCGUCUGCAAGAACAGACGCGCAUGCUCGAGGUCUUCGGCCUUGAACUGCACUUAGAUCGACGGAAGGGCACCAAAGGCGUGACGUUGAAGCGACCACCUUUUUUCUCAAUUACCAAAAGGCGGCGAACGAGGGCCACAGCGACCGCCAUGACGUAUCCAAAGACAGUGCCGGGACAUCUGGACAAGACUUACUCGCCUCUCCCUGAAACUACAGACCUCAUACCCGGUGGACCCAACGCCGCGUUGCCUCAUUUGAGGAGCAGAGCGACGGCGUCACCCACGAAUGAAACAGAAGUCGACAUACGCACAUUGGCCGAGGCUGCCUCCGAAGCAGAGAACCCGAACGACACCACGUGGGUCGGACGCGGAGCCGCUUCGUGGGACUUUAUUGAAGCGAAUGCCACAACGGACACAGGGGCGCGCAACAAGUCUGUAUCGUUCGUGUCAAAGGCCUUGUUCGAGAUUUCUUCCGCGCAAGCCGAAGUGUCGGCGUCUCUCCCCACUGAGUCUUCGAUGCCACAGAAAUUGUACACGGCGGCCCCCAUCGCGACAGAGACGCCAGGCGUUUCUGGCUGGACGUCGCCAGCCAUGAGCUCCGCGCCUCAGGCAUAUAUCGAAGUCAGCAGUCUGGUUUCGGAAUUACCUUUGUCCGGUGGCGACAAAGCGCCCGUCAGAGGCACUACAGCCGUCACCACAGCCGUAUUCGUAACUCAACUAUUGGCGGGAAAUAACUCAAAACGACUUCAAGCUAAUCGGUUACACGGUUACAAUGACAGCGAUUUCAACUUGUUGCGAAGCUGGAUCCGAGUGAUAUGAGUGAUCGUGGCGCCGCGGGGCCAAAUGCCCUAGGACGCGCUUUAUUCUUUUUUUGGACAUGUCGGCGCUGGGAGUUGUAAUUUUCUUGAACGUCAAAACUUCACCUGCGCACUAAGGAAGCACUACAAUAAACGGUGAUAGGUUUUAAUUCCGAAUAAAGGUCUGUGUUGUCGGCGUUCA
Messenger RNA from Dermacentor albipictus, 1622 nucleotides. RefSeq lists its product as uncharacterized. Lineage: Eukaryota; Metazoa; Arthropoda; Arachnida; Ixodida; Ixodidae. The record is from RefSeq and is a predicted model, not a curated record.